CAGUACGAGGGGCACCCAAGCACCCAGAGGCCGUCUAGAGACCGGCAGUCGGCACGCCUCGUCUUAUUAUUGAAGACUUGGUGAUCCGGCAGAAUGGGCCGCAAGCCGAAUCCCAUCAUUAGCGAAUACUUCACGCGGGGCCCCAAGCUCAGCGACUCGAGCAACCGUUAUCCGCAUACCUGUAAGCUCUGCGGCGAGAACUUCCCCAAGGGACGCGGAGAAGUUCUUCACAGACAUAUCACCGAGAAGUGCCCCGCCAUCAGUCCGGAAGACCGCAUCAAUGCUGCGCUGGGCUUCGCCGGUCUGCAUUCAGGACACUGUGCCGGAGCCAACAUGGUUGCGCCUCCUCAGCACACCACUAUCGAUUUGAGCACCAACCAGCUUCACGACUCUGUCGCUCCUCAUAUUGUGGCUUCAGAAGCCCCUGAAACUUGGUCGGCCCUUCGCACCUUGGCCGAAGCUUCCCGCCAAGUUGGAGCAAAUGAGCUUUCUCAUCCCAAGCCCGAAGACAUCCCUGACUCUCAUGGAGAUCACCGUCGGCAUCAUACAGAUCAAGAUGUCCUUCAUCUCCAAGAGCAGUUCACUCUAGAAAAUCCGCCCCCUACUUACGAUGCGACUGCCCAUCGUGACGGAAAAGACGAUGAGUCUAACCCGUUGCAUUUCCUCACUACCGAGGAGAAGCUGGAGCAUCUCAAAACUGCAACUCAGCACCCUGCUGUCUCUUCUGAGGACUCUGCCGGACUCGCAGCCGCCGCUGCUGCUAGGCUCAACCACUCCCUUUUGUUGGACAACAUCUACGAACAGGCCAGCCACGAAACAAACUCUGCCAGCCCAGUGUCCGAACACGUCCGAGACCAUAACACCCCGCCGGUUCCCCAAGCGAACCUGCAACCAAUCCAUCAAUCGUCCCUUUCGCCUAGCCAACAGCCAGGCCACCUUUCUCCUAGACCGCAAUUGCAACAUCCUUGGGGUCAGAUGUCCUACGUGGCUCCUCAGCCAGCGAACGGAGGCCACGUCCCUGUUACUCUGUCGGCUCCCAUUCGGGGAGGUACUAGGAUGUCAAUUGGUAAUGGCACCCGGAGUGAGCACAAGCGGAAGGCAUACACCCCUAGUCGCCGCAAGGAAGUCCAAGCCGCCCGUAAAAAGGGUGCUUGUAUCCGCUGCCGGAUUCUGAGGAAGGUCUGUGGCCUUAAUGACCCUUGUGACCAAUGCCGCAAGAUCCAAGGCCCUCGUCACUGGACCUACCCCUGUGUUCGAACCCACCUAAACCAGGUCUUGAGUCUCUACUCGGCUGGCCUCAUAGUCGUCUUGGCCCAAAACCGGGUCAACCAGGCCCGCAACGCAUACCAGCUGAUGCAAAUCGGAACCUCGCUGCGAGUGUCACUCUGGAGUGAUAGCAUCCCGAUGAGUCUUUCAGCCCUGGUUACCGCCAGUCCUAUGCCCAAUAAAACAGGAGAUGCCGAACCGUCGACCGAUGAUAAGAAUGGGGACAGCCAAAAUUCUAGCGCACCGUCUUACCAAAUUGUCAUGAUCGACCAGGACAAGGAGGAUCUUCCCGCUCGCAUGGAGACCUAUCUGAAGGAUGUGCUGCCUAUACUGAUUGAGAGAGAGCCGUCCCAUUUCAUGCGGGUUGUCCUUAGCUUCGCGCAGAAGGUCGAAAACUAUACCGGAGACCUAGUGAAACGUGCCAUCGAGCUAUGGGGGCUUGUCGAGAUCCUCGAUCGUGAACGAAGCUGGUGCAUUGUCGAAGAGCGCGACGGGCGCGUCGUAUCCCGGGGCCCUGAAGACGGCGACGCUGGCAUUGAUCAAGAGACUUAUUCACUCAUGACGUGGCAGCUCUCUGCUGCUGCAGAGCGCAAGGCGAAUGCCGUUUCGCAUAAGCUCAUCAGCGAACUCCAGCGUACCCUAGAGAACGGCAAAAUCGCGCUCCACUUCGACGUGUACCUCGCCAUUCUAAUCCUACUCCACUGUCUGGAGAAGACAACCUGGACUAUCAAGGUAUGGGAGAUGGAAGAUUUCCGGCAGCGGUGGCCGCUGGAGCGACCGCCCCAUACUUUUACCAAUCAAGGCCACGAGAUAGCGGACCUGCUGAAGAUGCUCCUGACUCUCCGGAAGGUCCAUCCGAAAACGGCUCGGGCUCCGGAUGGCCAACUCGUAGUCUCCGAGACUCGUGAUCCUGUAAUUACCAAUCUUUUUGAAGCCCUCAACCUUCGGUUCGAUGAGGUUGUCGAUAGGUUGGAGCAUUGCGCCUUCAGCCCCGAGAGCUCCCGUUCUCUUGAGUUUCACUUCUCCGGCCUUGUGCUGCUACCCCAGCGGGAACCAGAAUCCUCCAGCCAGCCGGCCACCUUCUCGAGCCCGGGUGCCACAACUCCGCAGCAGAACGGCUCAGUUCACCCCUGAGUUCCAACUCGUCCACAAUACUGGCUAGGCUUUCAUUGCCCGUCUUCGAGCAGUCUGUCUCAAGAGAAAGGGCACGGCAGACAGUUUGCGGCCAACCAGGAACAGCCCUGGAUUUUACGAGAAUUGCCCAUUGAAAUGGGUUAUAAUAUGCUUAUGACUGUACGGACGAUACCACAUCACGAUGUACGAUUGACGACAGAACAAAACAAACAAAAAAGGCAAAAGGGAUUGGCGUUUCUAAG
This is a messenger RNA of Sodiomyces alkalinus F11, 2642 nucleotides long. RefSeq lists its product as hypothetical. The coding region runs from base 94 to 2400 and encodes 768 amino acids. The record is from RefSeq and is a predicted model, not a curated record. Gene Ontology annotation, molecular function: DNA-binding transcription factor activity, RNA polymerase II-specific; zinc ion binding. The transcript is spliced from 3 exons. Gene Ontology annotation, biological process: regulation of DNA-templated transcription. NCBI's taxonomy places the organism in Eukaryota, Fungi, Ascomycota, Sordariomycetes, Glomerellales, Plectosphaerellaceae.